Messenger RNA from Vombatus ursinus (common wombat), 6051 nucleotides. Its product is annotated as fer-1-like protein 4. The transcript is spliced from 45 exons. Gene Ontology annotation, cellular component: membrane. The record is from RefSeq and is a predicted model, not a curated record. Bases 1 to 5994 code for a protein of 1997 amino acids. NCBI's taxonomy places the organism in Eukaryota, Metazoa, Chordata, Mammalia, Diprotodontia, Vombatidae. Gene Ontology annotation, biological process: plasma membrane organization.
AUGGCCCUGGAGGUGAAGGUGCAGAGGGUGACAGGGCUUCCUGGAACCCAUGAAAGACAAGUACAGCUCAGCUUCCGAGGUUUUACCCAGAAAACAAGGAGAAUUCAUUGUGGCCAUGAAGCUGAUUUUGAUGAGUUUUUCCGGUGGCCCCAUUAUGGGGCUGUGCUGGCUCAAGAGUUCCUGUCCAUACAGGUCAUCAACUGCAGCCAGCUAUUCAGCCCUAGGAUCCUGGGAACGCUGGUGAUCUCCCUACAGCACUUGCAGAGUGUUGGGCAUCUGGUUUUGAAAGAGGCUCUGGUGGACAGGAACCAAUGUUUGUCCCGGAUCCAGGUAGAGUUAGAUCUCAGAUACCAUCCCCUGGAUGGUGCUGCUGGAGCUUGGACUGAGGAGGACUUUGUGUCUCACAUCAGAGACAGCUCAGAGCUGACCAUCCAGAACGUGGGCUUCCAGGAGCUGGAACCCCAGGAGUCAGGUGGGCUGGAUCGCCGAGCUGCUGCCUUGGGCCAAAGGCUGGCUCAAGGCCUGGGCCCACCACAGGAAGAGGAAGAUGAUGAGUGGGAUCUGGAGGAAGAGCCGGAAGAUGAAAUCUCAGGGGUUGUGUUCAGCUCCAUCAAAAGCCGAGCCAGGGACAUCUCUAGAAGAGACCCCCACCAGGUGCCCAAAGCCCAGGCCUUCCAGGUCAGUGUCACAGUUCUAGAGGCCCAGAAGCUGGUGGGAGUCAACAUUAACCCUUACGUGGUCGUGAGGGUAGGGGAGCAGCGCCGGCAGACUGCCAAGCAGCGUGGGACCAACUGCCCUUUCUUCAAUGAGCAUUUCUUAUUUGAGUUUCAUGCAACCAAGGAGCUUCUGCAGGAAAUGCUGCUGGAGAUCACGGUGUUCCAUGCGCAGACACUCCCCUUUCUGGCCACUCGGAUAGGCACUUUCAGAAUGGAUCUGGGCCUCAUCUGCGAACAGCCGGACAGCCACUUUUCCCAGAAAUGGGCUGUGCUCCACGAUCCCCAGGACACCCACGCUGGAGCCAAAGGCUUUGUCAAAGUUACUGUAACUGUGACGGCACGGGGGGAGUUGACCCGGCCCCUCCCUCCAUCUCCACCAGGCCACAGUCCAGAUAUUGAAAAGAACCUGCUGCUGCCCAGAGGGUUCCCAGCUGAUCGGCAGUGGGCACGUCUCAGUGUCCGUCUCUACCGGGCGAAGGGUCUCCCUGCUCUCAGCCCUGGACUCCUGGGUGGCUUGGUCCGCAUUGUGCGAGACCGACCAGUCUUAGUGGAUCCUUACAUUAGGGUGUCCUUCUUGGGACAACAGGGGGAGACCUCAGUGCAGAGUGAGACCACAGACCCUGAGUGGAACGAGCAGUUGAACUUUGUGGAGCUGUUUCCACCUCUCACCUCCCGAAUCCGCCUACAGCUGAUGGAUGAUGCUCAAAUGGGUGAUGUGCCCAUUGCCACCCAUGUCCUGGAUCUCAGGCAGAUCUCCCACCCAGGCCGUGCUGUGGGGUUUAAGCCUACCUUUGGUCCCACCUGGGUUCCUCUCUAUGGUUCUCCCCCAACUGGGGGCCUUCGGGAUAGUCUGCAGGGCCUCAACAGUGGCCAAGGCCGAGGUGUAUGGUUCCGGGGCCGCCUGCUGCUAGCCGUGGGGCUGGAGAUGUUUGGGGGUGGGGCCCGUCCUGAGCCCUGCCAGGUCCCACAAAUCUCUCGGAUGGCCCAGAUCACCAGGAAGAAGAAGAAAGGCCGAAAAGAUCAGGGCCCAGCCAAGGAACCUGAACAGCCCAAUGUAACCCAAGAUGGGCCAGAACUGCCCAGUACCAUGGGAGUAGAGGUGGAAGAACUGUAUCCGCUGCCUGAGCAAGCUCUGGCUGCCUGUGAGGAUUUUCUGCUCUUUGCUGUCCUCUUUGAGGCCACUAUGAUUGACCCUUCUGUAGGCCCCCAGCCCAUCAGCUUUGAGAUCUCCAUUGGGGGUGCUGGCCGUCAGGAAGAAUCGCUGAGCCACAGAUCACAGGGCAGAGAAGUCGAGGCUGGAGCCAGAAUGGACGCUCAGACUGGAGAGGCCCAGCCUCUGCUAGAACUAGACCCAGAACCUGAGACCAGACCAGAGCUAGAUGGGCAGGAAGGACCUGAGGAGCUGAUGGGAACACUGGGGCAGCGGCCAGAGCCCAUGGAGGGUGAUGGGCCCUACCUUUGCCUGCCCCUACGAUAUGAGAAGCCAUGUAUUCACGUCUGGAGUCGCUGGGAAGACCAUACUUGGCGCCUUCAAAGCAGCAAUUGCAUCAAGAAAGUAGCAGAGAGACUGGAUCAGGGGCUGCAGGAGACAGAGGGGCUGCUGAGGAGGCCAGGACCAGGGGCAUGGCUACGGCUGCGACAGGCCCUGGAGGAGCUGGUGGCUGGGAGCAGGCAGUACUAUAGAGGAGUUGAGCGAAGGACAAUGACCCGGCCCAAUGCUCUGGAUCGGAACCGCAGGAAGCUGCUGACUCACAGCAUGGCUGUAGUUGCCCGGCAGGGCCUGCGCCUCCUUGGAGGUCUGAAGCCCAGCAAUGUGGACCAGAAGGUGAUGGAGGCCAAGAAGAUCCUGGCCAAGCUAUAUUUCCUCUUCCAGGAGCCCCAGCCACCUCUCCCAGAUGUGUUGGUCUGGAUGUUCAGCGGGCAGCGGCGUGUAGCCCUUGCUCGGAUCUCGGCACAAGAUGUGUUAUUCUCCAUGGUGGAAGAAGAGCGUGGACGGGACUGUGGACGGGUCCAGAGUCUGCUGCUCACCGUGCCUGGAGCUCCUCCUGGUGAGGUCUGUGCCAAGCUGGAACUGUUCCUGUGGCUGGGCCAGGGCAAACAUGCCAAGGCCUGUACUCAGGAGCUUCCCCCAGAGUUGCUACCCCGACCCUUGAGAGGGCUGCCUCACACCUUACACAGAGAUGACUUCAGCUACUUUCAGCUCCGAGCUCACAUCUACCAAGCAAGGGGAAUCCUGGCUGCUGAUGACAGUGGCCUCUCUGAUCCCUUUGCCCGUGUCCUUAUCUCCACACAGUGUCAGUCCACACAGGUCCUGGAGCGGACGCUGAGCCCCCUGUGGGAUGAGCUCCUGGUGUUUGAGCAGCUGAUUAUAGAUGGGCGGAGAGAACAGCUUCCUGCUGAGCCACCCCUGGUCACCAUCAAUGUCUUUGAUCACAACAAGUUUGGUCCUCCUGUAUUCCUGGGCCGGGCUCUGGCAGCUCCUCAGGUAAAGCUGAUCGAGGAGCCCUACCAAGGCCCCGAGCUGCAAUUCUUCCCCCUGACCAAGGGUCUCCAGGCUGUAGGGGAGCUCAUCGCCACCUUUGAGCUCAUUGAGCUGGAUUACAGCAGUAGACUUGAGCCCUCAGUGCCAGAAGAUGUAGAGCCCCAGGAUCUGGAAUUUCUGCUUGACCCUACUUCUGGACAUCUCCAUCUACCUCCAAGGGUACGACCCCUGCUCAAGGAGUUCCGAAUUGAGGUGUUGUUCUGGGGUCUUCGAGGGCUGGGCCGGGUACAUCUAUUUGUGGUGGAGCAACCUCAGGUCGUGCUGGAAAUUGGGGGCCAACAUGUGGAGUCUGAGAUUCUUACUAGUUACCGAGAGAACCCCAACUUCACAGAACUGGUCAAGCAUCUGACUGUGGAGCUCCCUGAGCAGCCAUAUCUGCAGCCCCCACUCAGCAUCCUUGUGGUCGAGCGCCGGGCCUUUGGCCGCACUGUUCUCGUGGGCUCCCACAUCGUCCCCCAUGUCCUUCAGUUUGCUCUCCAGGAGGCCACAGAGUCCUCUGAGGAGGAGGGGGAUAGGGGACUCCAAGGACAGAAAUAUCUGGAUUCCCCUUUGGUGCAGCAGCCGCUUGGAGCUGGGACUUCUCAAGAGCUGCUGACUAAGCCCCUUAGGAAGCUGCCUCGAGGCAGCCUCUUGGAGAAAGGGCAGCAGCUCCAAGAAGACGUGCCUGAGCUGAAUGAGCUGGAUUGGUGGUCUAAGUACUAUGCCUCCCUGCAGGAACUUGGGGACCAGAUGACCAUGGAUGAGGAAGACAAUGAAGAUAAUGAAUAUUCAGAUGUGCUGAACCCCUUUUCUGGGGACAUGGAGGCUCAAGAUGGGUCCAGAGUUAAAGCUGUCGUCCCAGUAUCCCAGAGAAAACCAAUUGCCACUCUGAAGAUCUACAGCUCACCACUGGAGGAUGAAUUUGGCCAAUUUGAGGACUGGCUGCAUGUGUUCCCCCUGUACCGAGGCCGUGGGGGUCAUGAUGGGGAUGGAGAUGAGGACAGGCCUGGAUAUCCCAUGGGCAAGUUCAAGGGCUCUUUCCUCAUUUACCCUGAGUCAAAGUCACUCUCUGAGCCCCGAAUUUCACAUGGGAUACCCCAGAACCAUCCCAUAAAGCUGCUUGUUCGUGUGUAUGUUGUAAAGGCCACCAGUCUGGCCCCGGCAGACCCCAAUGGCAAAGCAGACCCAUAUGUGGUGGUGAGUGCCGGCCGGGAGCGCAAAGACACCAAGGAACGCUAUAUCCCCAAGCAGCUGAAUCCCAUCUUUGGAGAGGUGCUGGAGCUAAACAUCUCCCUCCCUGCUGAGACUGAGCUCACGGUGGCUGUAUUUGACCAUGACCUUGUGGGCUCUGAUGACCUCAUUGGAGAGACUCGGAUUGACCUGGAGAAUCGAUUUUACAGCCACCACCGAGCUAAUUGUGGACUAGCUUCCCAGUAUGACACGGAAGGCUACAAUACAUGGCGGGAUGCCAACAAACCUUCUCAGGUGCUGGCCAACCUGUGUCAACGCAGUGGCCUCCCUGCCCCCGAGUACCGCCCUGGGGAGGUCAAAGUGGGCAGUAAACUCUUCCAGGUACCUCCGGGGGCCACCUCUGCAGGUGGGAGGGGCCAAGAGGCCAGCACCAAAGUCUGCGAGGAGGAGCAAGCCCUGUCUGUGUUGCUAAGAUGGAGGGAGAUGCCCCAACAUGGCCGUUCACUAGUGCCUGAACAUGUGGAGACCCGGCCCCUAUACCACCCCAGCAGUCCGGGCCUGCUGCAGGGUUUCUUGCAUAUGUGGGUAGACAUUUUCCCCAACGACGUGCCAGCUCCCCCCGUUGUGGACAUCAAGCCAAGACAACCAAUCAGCUACGAGCUCCGAGUUAUCAUCUGGAAUACUGAGGAUGUGGUCCUGGAUGAUGUGAAUCCCCUCACUGGGGAAAUGUCCAGUGACAUCUAUGUGAAGAGCUGGGUGAAGGGUUUGGAAUCUGACAAACAGGAGACAGAUGUCCACUUCAACUCGCUGACGGGGGAGGGGAACUUUAAUUGGCGAUUCGUGUUCCGCUUUGACUACCUGCCCACCGAGCAGGAGGUGAGCGUCAAAAGAAAACCUAGCCCCUUUGCCCUGGAGGAGGCCGAGUUCCGACAGCCCGCGGUGCUGGUCCUGCAGGUCUGGGAUUAUGACCGAAUCUCUGCCAACGACUUUCUGGGGUCCCUGGAGCUACAACUGCCAAAUAUGGUGAGGGGUGCACGAGAGUCAAACCUGUGCACCAUUCGCCAGGCCCAUGAGAGGGCCAGACCCCGCUGCAGUCUCUUCCGCUCACGGCGAAUGCGUGGAUGGUGGCCAUUUGUGAAGCUACGUGAGCCUGAGGAUCUGGAACGUGAGAAGCGUGAGGCUGAGAGCAAUGGGAAAAAGAGGAAGAAGAAAAGGAGGAAGGCUAAGCCAGAGGACGUGGAGUUCAUUGACUCCGGUGGAAAUGUCUACAUCCUAACGGGGAAGGUGGAAGCUGAGUUUGAACUGCUGACUGUGGAGGAAGCUGAGAAACAUCCUGUGGGAAAGGGGAGGAAAGAGCCCGAGGCCCUAGAGAAGCCCAACCGCCCUAAAACCUCCUUCAACUGGUUUGUGAAUCCACUGAAAACCUUUAUCUUCUUCAUAUGGCGCCGAUACUGGCAUAUCCUCGUGCUGCUGCUGCUCCUGGCCCUUAUCACCAUCUUCCUCCUCCUAGUCUUCUACACCAUUCCUGGUCAGAUUAGCAAGGCCAUCUUCCGCCCCCUCCACUGAUCCCCAGCCACAUCCUUCAAGGUUUUGUUUUAUUUUUUAACCCAAGCAAAAAAUUAU